Molecule: messenger RNA, 3967 nt
Organism: Ostrinia nubilalis (European corn borer)
Lineage: Eukaryota; Metazoa; Arthropoda; Insecta; Lepidoptera; Crambidae
Product: zinc finger CCHC domain-containing protein 24-like
Exons: 5
Coding region: 166-750 (194 amino acids)
Molecular function (GO): zinc ion binding; nucleic acid binding
Source: RefSeq, a predicted model, not a curated record
UUAAGGAGCGGCCGCUAGUCUCUCUCGGGCCGGCGCGCGCGCAUCCCGCCGAGCCAAAAAUACCCACUGGGCGCGCUGAAAUGGGCUGACCGACACAAAAGAAAGCCAAUCGAUUCAAUAUCGACACAUUCCAUCGACUCGCGAGUGCUGUGAUCUGAUGUAGCGAUGUCUCCGACAGCCAUCGGCGCCGAACCGCCCCAAUGGUGCGGCAAGAUGGAGAACUGCCCUCAAGCGCUGCUGGGCUGGCUGUAUCUGACGCACGAUCAGAACGAUCAGUGGGUGCCCGGUUCAGUAUGGGGCCCGCUGCCCACCGCUGCGCCGGGGUCUGCCCAGCCGCCCAACGACGACACCAGCUCCAUGGCGGAGCAGCUCGCCGCCCUGUCUCUGAGGCGGCCCCCCCGGCCCCCGCCGCCGGCCUACAUGUGCCACCUGUGCUUCAAGAAGGGCCAUUACAUUGGCGACUGUCCUCAAGCCAGACCAAAAGGCGAAGGGCUGACGCCGUACCAGGGCAAGAAGCGGUGCUUCGGCGAGUACAAGUGUCCGAAGUGCAAGCGCAAGUGGAUGAGCGGCAACUCCUGGGCUAACAACGGGCAGGAGUGCAUCAAAUGCCGCAUCAACGUGUUCCCACAUAAGCAGCGGCCCCUGGAGAAACCUGACGGACUGGACGUGAGCGAUCAGUCGAAGAUCCAUCCUCAGCAUCUGUGCCAGAAGUGCCGCUCGCUCGGCUACUAUUGUCGGCGAGAAUACUAGUGACAGCUCUUAGGCUCUCCUCAAAUCGCGCGGGUGAACGGAGCGGGUGCCCGCGGCGGGAACCCGCUGCGUGCGCCCGCGCACGGCACUGUAUCGAAAAUUAGUAUAAGCAGCGCGGAUUUUAGAGGAGGCCCUUAUAAUUCUUUGAUUUUCUUGGAAAACUACCUACCUACUAAAUAUCUACUUAACAAAUUAGUAAAAUGUUGAGGUAAUUGUCUCGAGUUUAAAAAAAUUAUACAUCGACUUACAGAUCCAAGACCUGCAGAAUUAGAUAAAAAUACAAACCUAACAUUUUUAUUUAAGAAAUCUUCGAUCCAGCUUUUUUUGCAAAAUGUGUUUUAAUUUCAUAGUAAGCUUCAGUUUUAACCAUAAAAUCAGUUUUAUUAUUUUUUGUUACUUAUUUUUUUUAAAUUACUUAGAUAAGAUUUAUCCCAAAGAAUAUAAUUUUGAUAACUACGUGUUUUAAUUAGAGUUUUUAUAUAAUUUGAUGAUAGUUUUAGGCUAUUAUUAGACUUUUUAAUACCCAUGAGUUUCCAUACAAUGUGCUUGGCAUGUGAGAUGUUUUACCAGACUUUCAAUGGAUAAAAAUCACAGACUCUUCCUAUUAAUUUAUUGAAACCUCUAUUGAAGCAACCUAUUUUAAAAACUAUUAAGACCCUCGAUUAUCAUGGCACAAAAGUAUGAAUCUGACAUUUUCUGUGGGUCUAGACAAAGUGCAAAUUAUAAUCGCAAACCAGUCGAAAAAUGGUAGAAAAGCCCCUUUUUUGUAUGGAGUUUUGACGGAUUCGAUUUUCGAUUCGAUCAAAAAGUGCGUUUUGUCUAGGGGGGCUGUACUAUUUAAGCUUUAUUCAGGGCUACAGGUAAAAACCAUACCUCGCUCGAGCACAAAUCUACUUGGUGUAAGUACUAUUGCGUGGUCAGAACCUACGACUUGUACUUUUUUUAAAGAAUAAGAAGAAAAGAAAGUAACAUCUUUACGAGAUCUGGGGAUAGUUGGAUCCGUCAGGAGAUCUCCCCAUCUGGUAAUGCAUCACUAACAUUAACUCAAUACUUUAAAAUAGGUAUUUAAAAGAUAUUUUAUACCACAGUGUAGUUAUAAAAACUCAACAUUUUUGUGUGGAAACUCUUGGCUUAUUUAGAAAUACAAACAUUAUGUUAUUCACUUUAAAUAUAAGUCAUUAUAUUCGCCGGUUCAAAGUUUUAGUGAUAUGUAUUAAAGAAAAUAUUGAUGUAUAUUUCGAUAAAAAUAUCUAGAGUUCAUUUUACUUAAUAUAAGUGUUUGAAAACUACCUUUAACUCCAAAAGGCAUUACAGAUACUUAUUAUUUUACUAAGAUUUAUAUGUAUAUUUAGAAUAAGCAAAUGUGUUGAUUUAUAUUAUUCUAUUGUCGUAAGUGUGCCAUUAUAUUCAAAGAUUUGUUAAUUUUAGAAACAUUUUAGUUUAACAAACUACUAAUCUAUAUUACUAAAAAGUAUUACCUAAGUAUUGUUGAAUCGUACAUAGUAAAUGUAUAUUUGGUAUUGUAUGCCACCAACGAUUUAUAAAACUAACAUUUAUAACUAUUUACAUUUUAUUUUGUACCUUUUAACAACUACAGCUACAUCCUAUUUAAUAACAGGUAUAACUAUUUAACUGUCUAAUAUGUUGAAUAAGUCUAAAAAGAAAUAUCAUUCGUUUUAGUCGUUAAUCAUCGAAAUUAAACAACAACAAAAAUAUUCGCAUUUGAUCAAAUAAAGGGUUUAUUCUAAUACUCGAACAAAUAAGUACAUCCUAUUAUAGUAGGUACUAUGCCAACCAAUUUACAUAAAUAAAUAAAAAAUAGAGCUCUCUAUAAUCAUUUUGAUAACUGAAAUUAAAAACUGGACUCCUUCCUUAUGUGCCUUAAAUAAAAAAUGUAAGCUUAACAUGUGUGUGUAGAUAAAAUUAAGUUCAUAAUUAUUAUAACCAAUUUUAAAGUUGCCCAAAGAGCCAGUGAAUUCUUAAUGUGCCAAAUGUAGUUUUAAGUAUUUUUUAUUUUAUAUUUACAAGUAUACAGGGUGUUAGGUAAAUGGGUAUAUGAGCCGACACUAGCCCAUGUUAACAUAUGCAUAUAAAUGGUAUGGUGAAGUCAGAAAUUUCAUAUCAUCAUUUUAAUUUUUUAAAUGUUCAUACAAAAUAAAAUUUAUAAUGAUUAUAAUCAGAUUGGUAUGAAAAUUAAAAUAAUUAAAAUGAUGAUUGUAGGAGGGCCCCACGUUGGGCGCCAGUUUGUAAGAGGGGGACCUAACCUACAGAGAGAAAUGACCAAAACCAAUUUUAUAGGGCUUUAUCUCGUGUUUAUUGUCAAUCAACCUAUGACUAAAUUACACAAUCAAAGCAGACAACCUCUCAAGUCACGGAUCACAGUAAAGUUAGGAUCGGCAUGUACAUAUGAACAAAGCAAUACUAAUUGCGUACACUAAUAAAUCUUAUGGUAGAGCUUGAAGCCAAAAUGAGGAUCGGUAUAUGCAUUUGAGCCGGAUCCAAUAGUAAACUAUACAAUUGUAUUUACUUGAUAAACUUUAUUACAAAAGCGUGAGUAAUUCAAUUAGAACACAAAACAAGGAUCGGUUUAUGCAUAUGAUCUAAACUUAAUUGAAAACUAAACAAUUGCGUCUAAUUAAUAAAGUUCACAACAAAAGCAUGUGCAAAGCAUAAAACUAGGAUCGGCGUAUGCAUUAGGGCCAUAUUUAGUACAAUAGCAUUCACUUAAUAAAUUUAUAGCAAGAAGGGUGAAUAAUUAUCUAAGUCAUUAAACCAGGAUUGGAUUAUGCAUUUGAGCUAAGCAUGAAUGUAAACAAUGAGCAAAUUCUAAUUAGCGUAAUUAACUUAGCUACUACAAGACAACAGUUACUAUUUCUAUUAACUAUCUAGUAGGCACGGGAAGCGUGCAUGGGACGAUACAACGCGAUGUCCAGUCAGUUCCGUGUUACGGAAGCAGACCUUACCAUCGCGGUGUGUGCGAGUUCAAUCCGGCGGGCGCAUCGUGUUCCGUGGUACGGAAGCGCGGAGCGUCGCGGACGAACUGACUGCUAUUUUUUUUUUUUUUUUUUGAAGGGACGCGCGCUGGUAGCUUGAGGAGCUUUUCCAGCUUCACCGGGCAGAGUGGCGAGUACAGAAGGUACUCUAGCCGUUUGGCGAUCGUCGGUGCGCGUGCCGACGAGGCCGAGUGUGGGCUUCGCGAAGCGAAGCCCAGGCUCGU